AUGGUCGACGACCCUUCCUACCAAGCUGAUUGGGCGUCGAAGCGCUUCGUCUGGGUGCCGCACGAAACCGAGGGAUUUCUGCUCGCUCAAGUCAAAGAGGAACUGGCCAAUGGACUUCUUCGUCUGAUCAUCGCGGAGACUGGUGAAGAGAAGACGGCGUUCAACGACGAUGUCCAGCGAACAAAUCCUCCGAAGUUCGAGAAGACUGAGGAUAUGGCCAAUUUGACAAUGCUCAACGAGGCUGGGAUUCUACACAACCUCAAGUCGCGCUACUUUUCGGAUUUGAUCUACACCUACUCGGGGAUGUUCUGCGUUGUCGUGAAUCCAUACAAGAAGAUGCCAAUUUACAUGGAGGAAAUCGCUGAUGGAUUUCGUGGAAAGAAUCGUACUGAUGUGCCUCCGCAUAUUUUUGCGGUCACCGAUGCUGCUUACCGGAACAUGCUACAAAAUCGUGAAGAUCAAAGCAUCCUUUGCACCGGAGAAUCUGGAGCCGGCAAGACGGAGAACACGAAGAAAGUGAUUCAAUAUUUGACGUUGGUGGCUGGUCAAAUCCGACAAGAGCGUGGCCUAAGGGGAAGCGUCACCUCGUUGAACACCAGCAAUGCGAAUCGCUAUAUGGGGAACCUCGAGGAGCAACUGCUACAUGCUAACCCGAUUCUUGAGGCUUUUGGCAACAGCAAGACGAUCAAAAACGACAACAGUUCUCGCUUUGGAAAGUUCAUCAAGAUUCAUUUUGAUGCCCGCGGACUAAUUGCCGGAGCAAGCAUCGAAUUCUAUCUUCUGGAAAAAUCUCGCGUCAUCCAUCAAGCUCCGAAAGAACGAGCAUUCCACAUCUUCUACCAACUUCUCAAGGGAGCCGACUCCAAGUUAGCUGAUGAGUUGCUUCUGGAGGCUACACCCAAUGCGUAUCGCUUCCUUUCAAAUGGUGACACUUCAAUUCCAAAUGUGAACGAUCGAGAAGAAUUCCGCAAUUUGGUGGCUGCUCUCAAUGUGAUGGGCCUCAGUGACGAAGAAGUUGGUGGCCGCGAAUCUUUCGUCCGCUCGCAAACUGCAGAACAAGCCGAAUUCACCGCUGAAGCCAUUGCAAAAGCAUGUUAUGAGCGUCUGUUCCGAUGGCUAGUUCAACGAAUCAAUCGCUCAUUGGACCGUACUCGUCAGAAUACAACAUCUUUCAUUGGAAUACUUGACAUUGCUGGCUUCGAAAUCUUUGAGAAGAAUGGCUUUGAACAGCUCUGCAUCAACUACUGCAACGAGAAGCUUCAGCAGCUCUUCAACCACCAUAUGUUCAUCCAAGAGCAAGAGGAGUACAAGCGCGAAGGAGUGAAGUGGAAUUUUGUCGACUUCGGACACGAUCUGCAGCCCACAAUUGAUUUGAUUGACAAGAAUAUGGGGGUAAUGGCUUUGCUCGAUGAUACCUGUCUGUUCCCAAAGGCGGAUGACAAGAAUUUUGUCGAAAAGUUGAUCGGACAACACAAAGACCACGCAAAGUUUAUUCCACCAGAGGCUCGAUCAAAAGGCGCCUUUGCUCUGAUGCAUUACGCUGGUCGUGUCGAUUAUUCGGCUGAUGGAUGGCGAAUGAAGAACAUGGAUCCGUUGAACGACAAUGUCGUAGACCUUUUGCAGCACAGUUCGGAUCAAAUCGUCGCCGAAAUGUGGAAACAUGCUGAGUUUGCGUCGAUCGCCUCUACUGAAAGCUGCGAGUCAAUAUUCGGAGCACGUGCCAAGAAAGGGAUGUUUCGCACGCAAUGCCAACUUUACAAGGAGCAACUUUCUCGACUGAUGAGCACUCUGGAGAAUACCAAUCCGCACUUUGUGCGCUGCAUCAUCCCCAACUAUGAAAAGAAGCCAGGAAAGAUCACUGCCCCUCUUGUGUUGGAACAACUGCGUUGUAAUGGAGUCGUUGAGGGAAUUCGAAUCGCUCGCCAGGGAUAUCCAAAUCGAUUACUUUUCCAAGAAUUCCGCCAGCGCUAUGAACGAAUUUUGUGCCCCGAUGUCAUUCCAAAGGGCUUCAUGGAUGGAAAAGAGGCGUGCAGGUUAAUGCUUGAACAUCUUGCCGUCGAUACGGCCAUCAUUGGCAAAACAAAAGUCUUUUUUAAAGCGGGACAAUUGGCGAUCCUUGAACAAAUGCGCGAUGAAAAGAUCACAAACCUGAUCGUCGCUUUUCAGGCACAUUGCCGCGGCAACUUGGCUAGACGGGAGUUUAAGCGUCGCACGGAACAAGCAAAUGCGAUUCGAAUCAUUCAGAGGAACGGACUUGCAUGGAUGAAACUUCGAGGAUGGCACUGGUGGCGCUUGUUCAUGAAAAUGAAGCCUCUUCUGGAAAUCACAAAGACGGACGAGGUUAUUGCCGAGAAAGAUGACGCCAUCAAAAACAUGUCCGAGAAGUUGCGUCGCAGUGAGGUCUACAUUGAUGAUUGUGGAAAGCGAAUUGAAGUUUUGAACGAAGAUCGUGCCCGCUUGCAACAACGCUUGGAACUUGAAACAGCAGAACGAACGGAUGCCGAUGAAGAACGUCAACGACUCAAUGCAAAGAAAACAGAACUUGAAGAGGAACUAAUGCACAUCUCUGAGCAAAUGAAGCAGGAAAUGGCCAAGGCAUCCAGAUUCGAGUCCGAAAAGAAGAAGCUGCAGACUGACAUCAGAGACUUGGAGGUGCAACUGUCGGCUGAAGAGAACACUCGUCACAAACUCAUCCAGGAACGCACGUCGUUUGAGAAGAAGCUUAGGGACUUGGAGCUGACGCAAGCUGAGAUGCAGGAAUCAAAUGCAAGGUUGACAAAGGAAAAGCGCUCGUUGGAAGCACGUGUGCAACAACUUCAAGAAAAGCUAAUCGACGAAGAAGAGCGCCACAAGAACAUCCAGAAAGUGAACGGCAAAACCGAAACGGAUUUGGCUGCACUGCAAGAAAAUGCUAGGCGUGAAACGGGUACUCUUCUGAAGAAAAUCAGCGCCUUAGAGAUGGAACUGGCUGACGCAAAGGAGUUAAUUGAAGAGGAAAAGCGCAACCGCAAUCUCAUCGCUUCAAAGUUGCGCACCAAAGAUGAGGAGUACCGUGCAAUGGAGGAGCAACACGAUGAUUUGCAGCGAGAUCGUGAUCGGUUAAACAAAGAAAAUUUCGCCCUGAAGCAAAAAGAAGCCGAAUUGCAAAAGAAAAUCGAUCUGGACGCCGAGGAGAAAAAGAAGAGCUGGCUCGAGAAAAAGCAGAACGAUCCAAAAAAGAAACUCAUCCAAGAGAACGAAGACUUGAUGAAUGAGGUGGGAUUGAGCAAUGCUGCUCUUUCGGAGGCCCAGCGCCAACAACGCAAGCACGAUCAGCUUCUUGCGGAGGAGAAGGCAUUGCGAGACGAUGUGAAUCGCGAUAAAGAAAUGACCAUGCAACAAUUGCGUGAUCUCGAGACAAAGAACCUGCAACUUGUGCAAGAUCUCAACCGACUCAAGGAGAAGAACGAUGAGCUGGAGAAGGCGAAGAAAGUCCUUCAACUGGAGGUUGAUAGUUUGACUAGCAACGAAGAUGCCAGUGGAAAAACUGUCUUUGAUCUGGAAAAAGCAAAGCGAUUUUUGGAGGAGGAAAAUAUUCGUCUUGGCGAACAAAUCAUCGAGCUCGAGGAUGAAUGCCAGAUACUCGAUGAUAAAAACUCUCGUUACGAGGUGCAGAUGAACGCCAUGCGAGCGGAACUCGCUCGUGAUCGUGAACAACGGGAACAAGAGGAGGACGACAACCGGCGACAGGCCACUAAACAAAUCCGAGAGCUUGAAGAACAACUUGAAGAAGAAAGACGCCAGAAGAGCGUCGCUCUCGCUGCUAAACGUAAGGCUGAGAACAAUGCCCAGUUCUCUAAUGAAAGUGUCGAGUCCUUGACCCGCCAGAUUGAAGAACUGAAUAGACAAGUUCGUCAAGCUCGUCGUGCAGAAACUCGGCUGGCUGAGAUCAACACCAUGCUUGAAGCCGAGAAGCAAAACAGUGAACGCUGCAAGGAGAUGGCUGAUCGUUCUGCGCAGCGCCAACGUCAACUGAAGAGGCAAAUUGAGGAGCUCGAGGAAGAUGUGGAUCGGGAGAAAAUGAAAAACCGUCAGCUCAAUCACGAGAUCAACGACCUGCAGGAGGGCAACGAUCGUCUUACCACGGAAAACAGUCGCUUGACGGCACGUAUGAAUGCAAUCGAUCGCACAAGUGUUCGUCCUUCGAUGGCUCGUGGAACUACGCGCUACGGAAGCAACAGCUCUCUUCGUGAUUCGUUCACUCGUGAGGGGCCGGAAGCAUUCGACGAUGCGCGUUCAUCUUCUGGAAUCACCGGAAGUCACGGUGCCCGUCUCUCGGAUGCUGGAAGUGAUUCUCGUCUC
Mesorhabditis belari is the source of this 4341-nucleotide messenger RNA. The record is from the annotation of a GenBank genome assembly. NCBI's taxonomy places the organism in Eukaryota, Metazoa, Nematoda, Chromadorea, Rhabditida, Rhabditidae.